Messenger RNA from Penicillium coprophilum, 813 nucleotides. RefSeq names its product isopentenyl-diphosphate delta-isomerase IDI1 (gene idi1). The coding region runs from base 1 to 813 and encodes 270 amino acids. The transcript has 3 exons. Gene Ontology annotation, molecular function: isopentenyl-diphosphate delta-isomerase activity. NCBI's taxonomy places the organism in Eukaryota, Fungi, Ascomycota, Eurotiomycetes, Eurotiales, Aspergillaceae. Gene Ontology annotation, biological process: isoprenoid biosynthetic process; isopentenyl diphosphate biosynthetic process. The record is from RefSeq and is a predicted model, not a curated record. Gene Ontology annotation, cellular component: cytoplasm.
AUGAGUGCCACCACAACAAUUACCAGUCCGCCUGAGAUCACGGUAGACAACGUCGCCACCCUCUUUCCUGAGGUCGAUACAUCACUUGCCCGUGAAAUCCUCCCCACAAGCCAAACAAAGACUGCGCACAGCAGCGAGCUUGAGGGCUACGAUGAGGAGCAGGUUCGCCUGAUGGAUGAAGUUUGCAUUGUUUUGGAUAACAAUGACCGGCCCAUCGGAAGUGCCAGCAAGAAGAUCUGUCAUCUGAUGAGUAACAUCGACAGGGGUCUCCUUCAUCGCGCCUUCUCGGUUUUCCUUUUCGAUUCCAAGAAGCGUCUUCUGCUCCAACAGCGCGCCACCGAGAAGAUUACCUUCCCCGACAUGUGGACCAACACCUGUUGCUCUCACCCCCUUGGUAUUCCUGGUGAGACUGGAGCUGAGCUGGAUGCUGCCAUCAUGGGCGUGAAGCGUGCUGCACAGCGCAAGCUAGACCAUGAACUGGGGAUUAAGGCAGAGCAGGUACCCCUGGAUAAGUUUGACUUCCUCACAAGAAUUCACUACAAGGCCCCCAGUGAUGGAAAGUGGGGUGAACAUGAAGUGGACUAUAUCCUCUUCAUCCAGGCUGAUGUCGAUCUGGAGCCCAGCCCCAACGAGGUCCGAGACACCACCUACGUCUCAGCUGAUGAGCUUAAGGCGAUGUUCGAGCAGCCUGAACUGAAGUUUACCCCUUGGUUUAAGCUCAUCUGCAACUCUGUGCUGUUCGAGUGGUGGGGCCACCUUGAUACUCCGGCCUUGGAUAAAUACAAGAAUGAGCAGGAGAUCCGUCGCAUGUAA